Molecule: messenger RNA, 1772 nt
Organism: Condylostylus longicornis
Lineage: Eukaryota; Metazoa; Arthropoda; Insecta; Diptera; Dolichopodidae
Gene: Atg3
Product: ubiquitin-like-conjugating enzyme ATG3
Exons: 7
Coding region: 133-1101 (322 amino acids)
Biological process (GO): autophagy of mitochondrion; autophagosome assembly; nucleophagy
Cellular component (GO): cytosol; cytoplasmic ubiquitin ligase complex
Molecular function (GO): Atg8-family ligase activity
Source: RefSeq, a predicted model, not a curated record
UAUAAAACUAGUCUGACUGAAAUAUGUAAAAGACUGUCAAUUGUCAUAAAAUUGUAAAUUUACAAAGAUAAAGCGAAAUAAAGAACGGAAACUUUUGCAAAAUUGAUAGUGCUAAUUUUAAAAAAAUUUAGAAUGCAAAACGUAAUUAACACAGUUAAGGGAACUGCAUUGGGAGUAGCUGAGUAUUUAACUCCAGUUUUGAAGGAAAGUAAAUUUCGUGAAACAGGAGUCUUGACUCCAGAAGAGUUUGUUGCGGCCGGUGAGCAUUUGGUUCAUCAUUGUCCCACAUGGCAGUGGGCAUCAGGAGAUGAGGCUAAAAUUAAACCAUAUCUCCCUAAAGAUAAACAGUUCUUAAUUACAAGAAAUGUUCCUUGCUAUCGUCGGUGCAAACAAAUGGAAUAUGUAGGGGAAGAGACUGUUGUAGAAGAUGAAACUGGGGACGGAGGAUGGGUUGAAACACAUCACUUUGGUGAUGAUGGUGACACAUCAGAAAUAGAAGAUAAAGUUUGUGAAAUGACUUUGGACAACAAUAAGAUCAAUGAAUUAAGGGAAGAAAACAAGGAUAUUGAAAAACAAAAUGGCGGAGAUGACGAUGAGGAUGAUGAAGCAAUCGAUAUGGAAGAAUUUGAAGAAAGUGGAUUGUUAGAUCUCGUAGAUCCAGCGAUUGCAACAACUACCAGGGAGCCCGAGUGUGACAAAAAACUUGAUGGUGGGGACGGUGAAAAUGAUGAUUCUGUCGUGCGCACCAGAACAUAUGAUCUACAUAUAACGUACGAUAAAUAUUAUCAAACUCCAAGAUUAUGGGUUGUUGGCUAUGAUGAGAAUAGAAAAUCAUUAACAGUUGAACAAAUGUAUGAGGAUGUUAGCCAAGAUCACGCUAAAAAAACUGUGACUAUGGAAAAUCACCCUCAUUUGCCUGGUCCAUCAAUGGCUUCAGUUCAUCCAUGUCGUCAUGCUGAUAUUAUGAAAAAAAUUAUUCAAACCGUUGAGGAAGGUGGUGGUCAAUUAGGGGUUCACAUGUAUUUAAUAAUAUUUUUAAAAUUUGUUCAAACAGUGAUACCUACAAUAGAAUACGAUUUUACUCAAAAUUUCACUAUAUAAAAAACUUUAAAAAAAUUAUAUAAUACUUUUUUCUUAUAUACCCAACAUUUACUUUUUAAUUUUACUAUAUUUUCUAACAUCAGACGAAUUUCAAAUAUAAAAUAAUAUAAAAUUUAUUUACAUAGAUAUUUGAAAAUUGAACAAAACUAAAUAAGUGUAAUUUUAAUGCAUGUUCUGAUAUUUAAAAAAUGUAACAUGUACAUUUGCUUUUAAAUAUUAGCAAUAUUAAUUUAUUUUACGUUAUUAGUCUUCAAAUAACCUAUUAUUAAAUGCUUAAAAAAAAUGCAUUAAAAUUUUAAAAUUUUAUAUAUUGGUAUUAGAUUUUCUUCCAAAAUUCUGCUUAAUAAAAAUAUGUAUGGUGGAAUAAAUUCCAGGAAAGCUAUGCUUAUAGGUAGGUAGUAUUAUAUUAUUAACCAAAAAACAAAAAUUUUAUUUUAAUGACAUUUUACAUGUUACAAAAAUUAAAAGUGAAAAUACAAUUUUAUUUAUGGAAAAAAAAUCUUAUCUUAGUUCAAUUAUAAUGUUAUUUUUAUGAACGAAAAAAUUUUGAGAGGAAUUAAACCUAGUGAACCAGUAUAAAGUUGUCGAAAGAAAACUUCUAUUUAAAAUAAAUCUAAAAAAUGGUUUUGGAUAACUAAUAAAGUUCAAUAAAAUAAAAUUUGUAAACCCAA